AUGAUAAAAGCUAAGCUCAUCAAGGCAGCAUUAGUUAGUUUGGGGAAAAAUCCACUACUGCGCUACUCUAGCAUACUCACUGCCUCAGUACCUCGCAUACUGGGGUUGCUCAGGACGUCAAUUCUGGACCAAGGCGACACAUGCACGACUCGCCAUGGAGACUGUCUCAGACUGUGUACUUACAACGCGAGAACAGUUUCCACAGACGCUGACCUGCAUGCCCUUCUCGGAGCUGCAGAGCGUAUCAAAUUUCACGUGAUUGUUCUGCAGGAAACCAAGUGCAGAAGGAGUGACGUACGACAGAUGAAUGACGGUACACUCGUCAUUCGUGGAGAGAAGAUCCUGUCACCUCGUCUGGCCAUUCUUCGUCUUCGCCCUCUGCGCCAAAAAUCCAUCAGUAUCAUCAACUGCUACUCACCAACAUCAGCAGCUGAUGAGUCCGAAUUGGACGCGUUUUACGAGGAGCUGGAGGAAGUAAUCUGCAACGAGAAGUCGUACAAAUUCGUUGUCGGAGACUUCAACGCAAAACUAGGAAAGCCCACAGAAGAGGAAUACAGGAUUGGAAGAUUUGGGCUGGGGGACCGGAAUGAAAAUGGCAAUCGUCUCGCCGGGCUGUUGUCCGCCGCUCGUCUCUCUCAUGGGAACUCUCUUUUCAUGAAAAAAGAUCAUCGUCGGUGGACACGGGAAUCGCCCAAUGGCGCGACUCGUGGGGAGAUCGACCACAUAUUCAUCAACCGGAGGUGGUGUCUACUUGACUUCUCAGUAGUACCAUCCUUUUGUAGUGGUUCUGAUCACCGUCUCCUUCGUGCGAAAAUACGACUUAGCCACACGAUGGAAAAGAACAUCUGCUAUCGGCAACGAAGGAGGAAAGAAGUCGUCUACGACGAUUGUGUACUCGAGGACUCCUUGUCCCGAGGUGACUGGCACAUCGAGGAGGAGGAAUUGUUGGAAAGAAGCAAUACUUUGAGGCUUGAUCCGAAUGCAUCGCACAUUGAGCGGUUAGUAGCAAGCACUAGCUGCAGAAAGGCGCUGCAGGAGGAUCUUUUGAAGUACAGGCAGAAGAAGAUUCUCGAAGCAGCACAAAUAAGAAGGAGUCUAAAGAAGUGCCGCAGGGAUCUCCGCGAAUAUAAUAUUCCGCUAGCAACCUUGCUGAGCGAAGACGGGACCCGCACGUCUUCUCGUCGUGAGAUGGAAAUCAUUACGGAGAGGUUCUACUCGAACCUUUUCCGUUCAUCAACUCCCGUGUCAAGCCCAAUCAUCCCCACUGGCGAAGCUCCACCACGGAUUCUCUCUUCGGAAGUACGAGUCGCUACCAAGAGCAUGAAACCUGGCACAGCCCCCGGACCUGAUUUUAUAUCUGCAGACUUUCUUUGGGCUGGUGGCCAUCCGCUUCAUGUAAUCUUAGCAGCACACAUGACAUCCUACCUUCAGAAAGAAAGGAUCCCAGACCAGUGGAAGACCUUGCGAAUCGUUCUUAUCCAUAAGAAAGGUGAGCGAGAGGACCUUCGGAACUACCGUCCGAUAUGCUUGCUGAGCGUGUUAUACAAAGUAUUCACCAAGAUCAUCCUCACGCGCAUAUCUAGGACGCUGGAUGAAGCCCAGCCUCAAGAACAAGCUGGAUUCCGCCAGGGGUUCAGCUGCUUGGACCACAUCCAGACCGUGUCGAGGGUCAUAGAGGUUUGCCGGGAAUACCGCCUGCCCCUUGUUCUAACCUUCGUCGACUAUGAGAAAGCCUUUGACAGCGUAGAAACGAAUGCAAUACUGUCAGCGCUGGUCGAUCAAGGUGUGGACGCGUCGUAUGUGAGGACAUUAGCCCAUUGUUACGAUCGAUGCACGACUAGGAUACAGCUUUUCCACCGCCCUCUCACCAUACCCAUUGGAAAGAGAGUACGACAAGGCGAUACUAUAUCGCCGAGGCUGUUCACGGCUGCAUUGCAAUGGAUAAUGAAAUCACUAUCCUGGGAAGAAAGGGGCAUACGCGUUUAUGGAAGAUUUCUUUCGAACCUUCGUUUCGCGGACGACAUCGUUCUCUUUUCGAGCAGUACCAGUGAAGCAGAAACGAUGCUCAACGAAUUGAACGAAACAGGGAAGAGAAUGCGACUACGAAUAAACAGAAAAAAGACACAGUUCAUGAAGAACGCCUACUGCGAGGACAAAGGAGUACAACUUGAAGGUUCCCAAAUCGUGGAAACUUCGUCAUACGUAUACCUGGGACGUUCUAUGAACAUGGAAAACGAAUUGAAGGAAGAACUGAAUAGAAGAAUGAGAGCAGCAUGGGCAGCAUUCGCAGCCGUCAGGGAAGCUACGGACCAACUGACGGACCAAGAUCUUCGUGCCCAUCUGUUCGACUCGACAGUCCUUCCAGCGCUCUGUUACGCAGCGGAGACGUGGACAGAUACCGCGGCCACGUCUAGGAAGCUACUUACUACCCACAGAGCCCUUGAGAGAUGUCUCCUGAAGUUUAACCGGCGCACACAACAUCUUGCCGGUCUUCAUAGCUCCGACUUAAGAGGAAUGUCCCGUCUUCGCGACCCAGCGGAAUAUGUAUCGAAAGCAAAACAUGAAUGGGUCGGUCACAUCAUGAGAAGAAUCGACGAUAGAUGGAUUAAAAGAACGCUAGAGUGGAUCCCAAGGGACGCUAAACGCCCCCGAGGGAGACCGCCAACGAGAUGGGGUGACGUGUUCGCUGCACGGAUGGACCAGCUGAGAGCUCAGCUGGAUACGGCUCAAGGACCUCGUCAACGUCACUUACGAAGCUUGAGAACAUCUUGGAUGACAAUGGCGAGGGAACAAAACGAGUGGAAGAGAUGCUGGGGUCCGCACGUCCAGUGA
Molecule: messenger RNA, 2832 nt
Organism: Necator americanus (New World hookworm)
Lineage: Eukaryota; Metazoa; Nematoda; Chromadorea; Rhabditida; Ancylostomatidae
Exons: 3
Coding region: 1-2832 (943 amino acids)
Molecular function (GO): catalytic activity
Source: RefSeq, a predicted model, not a curated record